GUUUUGAUUAUAAGGUUGUCUUAUAGUCGCGCUCUUAUCGUCUUUGGUUGCGGUCGGUAGCUUUCGUUUUUAGAUAUGAUGACUUCAAACCUUGGGUUCUUUAAUUUAAUGGACAACUUCCUGCCAUCAGAUAAGUGUUUACUAGUGAAUGACUUAGGGUGUACUUCUUAUAGUACCAGCGUUUCUUGUCCAGACUCAUCUUGCCUUUGUGUCACUGAGGAUCUACAGCUGAUGGAACAACAUUAUGCAACUUGUCAUCAUCAUUCAUGUUCACUCUGUGGUUUAAGUUUUAUAUCUUCACGACUUCUUUCGGUACAUGAACAAAUUGCACACUGUGGAGCUUUUAAACCAAAGCUGGACUGUUUUCUCGUCGUAUGUCCUCAAAAGUUCUGUGACUCCGCCAAACUUUUCGCACAUGCUUAUGAUUGCCAUGGGCUUCUUCCUAACUCGUCAGUACUCAUAGGUACAAUGAUAAGUGUCAAGAAUUGCAAUUCUAAUAAAAUUAUGUCUGAGUUUGUUGUCCACCGUUGGGAUGAAUCCAUUGAUGGCCAACUCACCCUGGAAAAUAUGUUGAAGAAGCUCAAAUCCGAGUUCCUAAAUUUAUGUGUUCACUGAUUGCAGGGUUGCAGUUGCAUAAAUUACAAAUUCAGUCCUGGCACCAAUUUCCCGGAACAUACCCACAACGAAGAUAAACUGGACUGUAUUGUUAGCGGUCAGCUUUCAUUUACUAUGUAUGGAAAGGAAAUUAUAUUAGGUCCUGGUGAUCGUCUUGAAGUUCCUCGCAAUAUACCACAUUCUGCUCGUGUUGUGGGCAAAGAUCCUCUCGUAUUUGUGGAUGCUACACGAAAAUCAUAAAGUUCUUAAAACCUUAUUUGUGGCCAUUUUGAUUUUAUGGUUGUUUUUAUGUCGCAUGAGUGCUGUCAAUAUAAUGAUCAAAAUUAUUG
Molecule: messenger RNA, 944 nt
Organism: Schistosoma margrebowiei
Lineage: Eukaryota; Metazoa; Platyhelminthes; Trematoda; Strigeidida; Schistosomatidae
Source: the annotation of a GenBank genome assembly